This is a messenger RNA of Helianthus annuus (common sunflower), 627 nucleotides long. RefSeq lists its product as uncharacterized. The transcript has a single exon. The record is from RefSeq and is a predicted model, not a curated record. NCBI's taxonomy places the organism in Eukaryota, Viridiplantae, Streptophyta, Magnoliopsida, Asterales, Asteraceae. Bases 1 to 627 code for a protein of 208 amino acids.
AUGCGAAACAAAAGGGGUCAGGGUCUCAAUCUUUUCUGUGAAUUUCACAAAGACACAGGUCACUUAACUGACGAAUGCUUCAGCUUAAAGCAAGAAAUAGAAAGGGCCUUGAGAGAUGGAAAACUCACUCAAUUUUUAAAAGGUGGAAAGCGCGACUAUCACCAAAUUCAAAGAAGAGAAGAAGGGCCAGAUAACAAAAAACUCCGGAAACUAGAAACCCACAAGGUUCAAGGAGGUCCACGAAAGCCAAGGAAGAAUUACAACAAGCGCACACAAGACGACUCAUGGCGCGAGAGGCAAGUUGUUUUUCCUAUUGUAAGAGGAGGACCAAGAGAAAGAAGGCCCAUAGUAAUCUGUCACUACCAAACCGACCACAUUUUCAUUGAUCCAGGGAGCACAGCGGACAUCAUAUACGAACAAUGUUUCAAUCAAUUUGACCAAGAGGACAAGGCGCGCUUAGAACCAGUUGAUUACCCACUCACUGGUUUCUGCAAUGAAGCCGUUCUUCCUCUCGGACAAAUAUCGUUCCCGGUGUUACUCUCGGAUGGAAGAAACUCAAGAACCGAAGAAGUCACGUUUAUGGUGUUACCCGUGCACUCAAAACAUGAUAUCCUCCUAGGAAGAUAG